AGCCACGUCCGCCCCGUGCUGCCACCUACAGGCUGCGUAAUCUCAGUCACAACCACGCAAGGUGGAGUGAGUUGUGUUUAGUGUUUUAUUCGAUGUGAUUUAUUACAAUUAUGGUUGAUGGUUGCAGAGUAAAUGACGAACACUUGCGACCAGCGAGAAAUGGCAAAGUAAGGGUUACACCGAAAAUCAUUAUCAACAAGAAAUUUUUUACGAGUUUGUUGUCGGAGCCACGUUACGCCAUGUACAAUAAUAACAAUCAGUACUCGGGGCAAGGGUACCAAAGUACCUACCCCCAGUACCAGCAGAGCUACAAUUCAAAUUACGGAUAUGAGGGGUACCCUCAAAGCCAGUACAUGAACACGGUAAGUGGUCACAAGGCGCGUUUCGUUUAGUUACUGUUAAGUUUGUGUCGAGCACAUUUCACAAGACACCAAUUUUACAGAAAAUCAACAAAAAUCAUCUGAGGUUAUUUAAGUAAAAAUUAAAGUAAAUUAGUUUGCACAAAAUGGAAGUAUUAAGGUGACAGUAAGUGUGUGUAAGGGUGUCACUAACGUCACAAAUUUCAUUAUUGUUUUACUUUAGAAUGUUCAGCCAGUGCCUCCAGGUGAGGAAUACCCGCAAAACAAUUGGGCACCGGUUGGGGGCUACCAUAACAACGUUCCAGCCCAAGCUUCAAGCACUACCUUUGACGGCAAAAACGAAGACGAAGGUUAGUGCAACGACAAUGAAUUUAUACCUCACUUUACCAUUAAAAAUUGUACAAUUUUUUGUUAGGCAAGAUGCUUUAAUCACAGUUUUAAUUAAAGCAACUUGCACAAGCUUUACUAUGUUAUUAUGUGAAUCAUGGUUUGUAUUUUUUUGUAUAAUGUUACGUCUUUAAUAAUGUAUUUUCGUAGGCCGGAUUAUAACAGAGUAAAGACAGGAUCAACGAUAUUUAUCAACCAAUGGUGUGGCACAAGAAAGAAAAGCACAGAACGCCCAAUUGAUUAAACAACGUGAAGAAUAUGUGCGAAAAGCGCGCGUUUUACGAAGAGAACUUGAACUUCUUCGCAACCAAAAACAUGAAAUUAUGUCGGAAAAUUCCUCACAGCGUGACAUGGAGUUGAUUUUGAAGGAAAAUGUUAAAUUACAGGACGAAAUUCAAACAAAAAUGAAAGCAAUACAUAAUGUCAUUGAGAUGUUGUCGAGUAUUAUCAAAGACGGUUCGAAAAUUUCGGAUCUUGAAGCUCAACUAGAUGAAUCACCGAAAACCCAUCAUAAAAAUCAUGUGAAAUCCGAUUCGGUUGAUCCUGCAAUCAAAUAUAAUUACAUGCAUUACGAUCCGGAAUUGCAUUGGUGUCGAAUGUGUGAUGAAUUUCCUAAAACGGCCAAAGAUUUUCUCUUACAUUUACAAAGCGAUAAACAUCGUAAUAACAUACAAGAGAACGACGUUGGUGAUAAUACACCAUGGCAUAAAUUACCACCAGAACCGGAACUUCCUUGCUAUGAAGGAGCUCCCAAGAAAAGAAUUCCAAUUCGAGGAUUGCAAUUUUUUAUUUCGGCUCCAGCUUGGUAUUGCAAACUUUGCGAUACAUGGAUUGGUGAUUUACAUUGUGCUUCACAUCAUUUAAAAUCACAAGCCCAUUUUCAAAAUUAUGCGAAUUUCGUCGAACAAAAUCCACAUUGGGAAAUUGAGUGGUUAAAAGAUCGCGAAAAAGCAAUGGCUCGUAACGAGAGACGUGGUCGUUCUUCCGAUUCAGAUUCCGAUAAAAAGAAGAAGAAACAUCGAAAUAAAAGAUCAUCAAUGGAAUCGAGUAGUAAAGACAAGAAAAAGAAGAAACGUUCAAAGAAACGUAGGAAGCAUUCCAGUGAUACGAGUAGUAGUUCAAGUUCAUCCGAUUCCUCAUCGGAAGAAGAAGAAAAUAACGAUAAAUCGAAAAGUAUUCGAGUUGUGAUGCGUAACAUGAAAGUCCAAUCAAUAAUGAAUGAGGAUUUAAGCGGUAAAUGGGAAAUGUUGGAGCGUUUAGUCGAUCAACAUAAAAAAAAGGAAGAAAUGCAAAAAAGUAAAGAAGCACAAAAGAGAGAACAACCGGAAGAUAAUUUGAUAAAUCAAUGGAUGACAGUGAGCGAACCUCAAGAAAAAGAAAAAGUCUUACUUGAUAAUUUAAAAGAUAGAAUGAAGCAAAAGCAAGAAUUGGAAAGAGCAAAAUAUGCCGAAAUGGAAAAGAAACAACGUGAGAAGGAACGAGAAGAACGCGAAUUAAAAGAGAGAAAAUCAAGGGAAGAACAAGAAGCUAAAGAACGCUACGAAAGGGAACGGCGUGAAAGAGAUCGAGAGGAGUAUGAGAGAAUAAGGGACAAAGAUCGCAAUCAAGUGAGGUUCAAACCGAAAGAUCGGGAGAAUUACAGGAAGAGGAAGACGCCGUCUCCUAGCCCUGAAAGGCCCCCAGAAAAACCCCCACAACCACCACAACAAAGACAAUCGAAGGAGAGGAGAGAGACACCAAGCAAGGAGGAGACCAGGGAAAGGAAGAACAGUCGUGAGAACGGACGAGAGAGUCAAGAGCGCCCCAGAAGUCGCAGUCGAAGCGAAGAGCGUCGCCAGAAUGAGUCAAAGAAGCCCUCAGGUCCGCCCACGAAACGUUUACCGUUCAUUGGCCGAAUGCCACUUUUCAAAAACAAGAAAGUGGAGGAAAAAGUGGAGAAAGAAAUCAAGAAGGAGGAUUACGAUCUUCCGAGAGUUACCCGUUUCCAGCCUGGAAACCUAGCACGUGCAUUCCUUCCACAACCCGAUGUUGUGUGUUUUCCCAAACUUUCGAGUUAUCCCCCGAUUUCGGCACCACCUCCACCGAGUGUCUCACAGCCUGAUCCUCCAGCACCUCCGAAAAUUAGCGAAGAUAAACCACCGAAAGCACCACCAGCUCCGAAAAUUGGAUCGAGUGAAAUUGACGAUAAAAAGAGUCCGGAGAAAGAAGAGGAGAUGUAUGAGGAUCCGAGUCAGAUGAUGAUGAAUCAAUAUUAUUCCGAUUAUAGUGCGAUGUAUUCGCAAAUGUAUGACUAUUCACAGUGUCAGGAGGAGCCGCCACAACCGCCGCCCCCUGAUGAUAUUCCAUUGGCGCAUACCAUGCCCUUGCAACCGCCCCCGUUGCCGCCAAAUGACCCCAGUGAGGAUUUGGCGAUGUUGGGAAUUAGUGCAGACGAUAUGGCUGCUCAAAGUUUCUAAGUUUUUGAUAUUAGACAAUUAUUUUGCUGUAGUUUGGCCGAUUGGUCGCUAUUUUUAAGACCGUAAUAUGUUAUUUGCCUUAAUAAAUGCGUUUCUUUUGUA
This is a messenger RNA of Tribolium castaneum (red flour beetle), 3304 nucleotides long. Its product is annotated as zinc finger matrin-type protein CG9776. Bases 1070 to 3202 code for a protein of 710 amino acids. Gene Ontology annotation, biological process: positive regulation of DNA-templated transcription; negative regulation of DNA-templated transcription. Gene Ontology annotation, molecular function: nucleic acid binding; zinc ion binding. The record is from RefSeq and is a predicted model, not a curated record. The transcript is spliced from 7 exons. Gene Ontology annotation, cellular component: nucleoplasm. Lineage: Eukaryota; Metazoa; Arthropoda; Insecta; Coleoptera; Tenebrionidae.